AUGCAGGACUCUGAGAUGGGGAAGGUUCACAUCCCGGUGCCUUUCCCUCCUCCGGCCGCUGUUGACGAUGUCGAUUCAACCUUCGGAAAGGACGAAGGUGUCCCUGUUCAUUAUGACGAAGUCGUGAGCCAGCUCGAAAAGGACCUUCUAUGGAAACAAGACAUGCGCAUUAUCCCGUUAUCCGCCGCGAUUUACUUCCUCUCCUUUCUCGACCGAACGAAUAUCGGAAACGCCAUGAUUCUCAAUUCUUCGACCAACGACGACAUGCAGCGCGAGACCAAUAUGAGUGAUCACCAGUUCGUCAUUUCCCUCAUGGUCUUCCUUGUCUCAUACGCCGUUUUCGAAGUCCCAAGCAAUAUGCUCCUCAAGAAGCUACGACCUAGCCGAUGGCUCGCCUUUCUCAUGUUUUGCUGGGGUGCAAUGACGAUAUUGACGGCUGCGACGAACAGUUUCGGUAGCGUUACGGCUGUGCGCUUCUUGCUGGGUGUUUUUGAGGCUGGAUUGUUCCCUGGACUGGUGUUUUACUUGACUUUCUGGUACAAGCAUGACGAGCGUAGUGUUCGUGUUGCUUUCAUUCUUGCUUCUGCAACUCUUGCCGGCGCAUUCGGCGGCGCUAUUGCAUACGGCAUCGGACAUAUGAACGGUGUUUCUGGCCUUUCAGGCUGGCGCUGGCUCUUUAUCAUCGAAGGCAUCCCGUCUUGUCUCGCAGCGGUUCUGGUCCUCUUCUUCUUGCCCGAUUAUCCGGAACGGGCAAAGUGGUUGUCAGAGGCUGAGAAAGACAUGGCGAUUCAUCGGUUGUACUAUGAGGGCUCUAAGGAAUCACACCCGACUAUGAAUUGGGCUGAAGCCAAGGAAACUUUGAUGGACUGGAGGUUGUAUGCGCAUUACGCUAUUUACUUCGCAUCUGGACCUGCGUUUGCGAGUUUGAGCUUGUUUGCACCUUCAAUCACUGUUGGUUUGGGAUAUUUCGAUUUGAAAGCGCAGCUAAUGACUGUCCCCCCGUGGGCCAUCGCUUACAUAUGUCAAGUGUUGGUGGCUUGGUCGGCGGAUCGCUUCAACGCCCGAGGCGUUCAUACGGCGAUGUCUGCAACUGUUGGCGCCGUUGGUUUCAUUGUGUCAGCCGCCCUUCCCGCUGAUUCGUAUACAGCCCGGUACGGAGGCCUGAUCAUGGCAACCGCCGGCUCGUUUGCGUGUAUGCCACCUAUGCUUGGAUGGCUUAGUUCCAACGUGUUCACAACGGCCUCGACGGGUCUUGCCAUUGCUCUCAACGUCAGUAUCGGUGGUGGACUUGGACAGAUCCCCGGUGUCUGGAUUUACCAAACAUCAGAGCGACAAGGAGGUUUUACAACAGGGCACUGGGUCAAUGCGGCUCUUCUACUGUUUGUAGCUGUGGUGUCUUUGGGCCUGAGGCUUUUCUACGGUUGGAAGAACCGGCAGUUGAGAGAAUAUGCCGAGGCACAUGGAGUGCCUUAUCGUUGUUACAAACUGUAA
Fusarium coffeatum is the source of this 1491-nucleotide messenger RNA. RefSeq lists its product as uncharacterized. Gene Ontology annotation, biological process: transmembrane transport. Gene Ontology annotation, molecular function: transmembrane transporter activity. The transcript is spliced from 5 exons. The record is from RefSeq and is a predicted model, not a curated record. Lineage: Eukaryota; Fungi; Ascomycota; Sordariomycetes; Hypocreales; Nectriaceae. The coding region runs from base 1 to 1491 and encodes 496 amino acids. Gene Ontology annotation, cellular component: membrane.